AUGCAAAACAUGAAGUAUCUCAAAGUGACAAAGCCUUUGUCAAACGUAUGGCAAAUAUCAUUAUCUUCUCCACCCGAUAAUAGACUCACUCCAGAACUUUUAUCUGAAUUCUCUCAGGCGUUGGAUUUGGUAGAAACGCAAUGGAGAGAAAUUGGAGGAGGAAAAAUCAAUCCCAAGGAGCGAGAGAAGUUCGAAGGUAAAGGUGCGGGUGCAUUGAUAGUAACUAGUGACACGGAAAAGUUUUUCAGUAAUGGAUUAGAUUGGGAAAGGAGUUUGAAAAUUAAGAAUUUCUUUGAAGAAAUAUACGAUCCUGUAAUAUGGAGAUUACUCACGUUCCCUCUAUACACCAUUGCAGCUAUCAACGGACAUGCUUUUGCAGGAGGGAUGAUCUUAGCUUUAUCGUGCGAUUACAGAGUGAUAACAUCUGGUAAAGGUUUCUUAUGCAUGAAUGAGGUCCAAUUCGGGUCACCAUUACCGAAUUCGUUCAAUGCAUUAUUGACGUUGCGUAUACCUAACCCUCGACAACAUAGAGAUACUUUAUUAGCUAGAAGGUGGACACAACCUGAAUUACUGAAUAUGGGCUUAGUGGAUGAAGUCGUCGAUCAAGAUCAAGUGGUCAAACGGGCUAUCGAGAUUGGGCAUAAGGAAGGACUGAAAAUCGCUGGUGGUUCUUGGGGUGCUAUUAAAAGAGGAGCAUACCAUCCAGUUUUGGAAUAUUCUCAAUCAUAUAGAAAAUUGAAUCUCCCUCCACAGGAAGAAGCGGACUUCUUCAAGAGGGUAGGGACGAGUACGAAUAAAGCUAAAUUAUAG
Molecule: messenger RNA, 810 nt
Organism: Kwoniella shivajii
Lineage: Eukaryota; Fungi; Basidiomycota; Tremellomycetes; Tremellales; Cryptococcaceae
Exons: 5
Coding region: 1-810 (269 amino acids)
Biological process (GO): fatty acid beta-oxidation
Cellular component (GO): peroxisome
Molecular function (GO): delta(3)-delta(2)-enoyl-CoA isomerase activity
Source: RefSeq, a predicted model, not a curated record